CCAUCGUGAGAAUGCCCUUUGCAAAACCAGCCGCCGCCGGAGUUUUGCUCGGAGAGGAGGAGCUGCAGGAAGGAGGCCAGAAUUCAAGGCGCAGCUCCUGAACGCAGGACGCUUUGCCAGCCUGGCGUUCCUCCAUCCCAACCCCCCACCCCCGCCAGAUGUACCGAGACUACAACUCCCACCAGCCCGCGGGGUGCAAGGAAGACUGACACGUGGCUCUCCCCUCCCAUUUCCUGCAAAAACCUCCUUCCUUUUCCGCGCGAAACCCCCGCCCUGCCUAGCAACUGAUGACGCGGGCAAAGGGGCGCCUUUUCCCCAUUGGCCGAAGGUCCUCUUUUUCCGCGCGGAGGUUUCCGCGGCUGGUCCCUUCUUCCCAUCCUCCGCGCAGCUUCUUGGCUUUCAAUUGUGCACAUCCCAGCUGUUUGCCUUUGGCCUUUUUGGAACCAGAUGCAGAGCACGGAUUAAAGGGAAGUCCUGAAACACAAAGGGGCCACAAGAUCAGGAACCGUGGAGGAUUCUGGGAAAGAACCAUGCAGAAGAUUCUGGGCAAUGACAACACCAGCUCAGGCGCUGAGUGUCAGCGCUUCAGAGAGUUUGGCUACCAGGAGGCCAAGGGACCCCGAGAGGUUUGCAGCCGACUCCACAGUCUCUGCCGUCGGUGGCUGAAGCCAGAAAGGCUCACCAAGGCCCAGAUGCUGGACUUGGUGAUCCUGGAGCAGUUCCUGGCUGUCCUCCCCCCGGAGAUGGAGAACUGGGUCAGGGAGUGCAGAGCCGAGACCAGCUCCCAGGCGGUGGCCCUGGCCGAAGGCUUCCUCCUGAGCCAGGCGGAGGGGAAGAAGCAGGAAGAGGAGAAACAGGUGGAAGAAAUGGUUGCAGACCCAGCUACCAACUUGGCAGAGGCAGAGGCAGCCCCUUCGGCCACAACACUGAGGCCGCCUUACAGGUGGAUCGUGCAGGAGGGCAGUGGAGGUGCCACCUUGCUGGGAAGUGGCACAACCCUGGCAAUUUCUCCCGCGGUUGGUGGAAGGGAAGGAGCUGCUGUCCAGUUGAAUAAGGCUCUGAUGAGCUUUGACGAGGUGGGUGUCUACUUCACAGAGGAGGAGUGGGAUCUGCUGCAUCCGGCUCAGAGAGCUUUGCACGGGGAAGUCAUGGAGGAGAACUGGGGGAACCUGGAGUCUGUCGCAGGUGCUGAAUGGGAGAGUGAGACUGAACCACAUAGCACAUCCUUGGAAGGAGCUGGGUGUAUAGACGGGAAAGCUCAGAGAAGGGAAAUAGAACCAGAAGAGAAGGACAACUCCUUUGCUUCUCAGUGUAGCGACUUGUGUGAAAUCCCAGCCGAAGACCAGGAGAAGAAAAGUAUUCAGUGCAGUGUGUGCGAGGAAAGCUUUAGUUGCGAAUCAAGCCUUAAUACUCACAUGAGAAUCCACAUCGAGGAGAAAGCGUAUAAAUGCCCGGUCUGUGAGAAGAGCUUCAGCUGUAGUGCACAUGUUAGUGAACAUCUAACAGUCCACAUAGCAGAGAAGCCAUAUCAGUGCUGGGACUGUGGGCAGAGCUUCCAGCACAGCACGAGUUUUACACGGCACUUGACGAUCCACACUGGGGUGAAACCAUAUAACUGCUCCGAGUGUGGGAAGAGCUUCCGCCUCAGGGCGUAUCUUAAUUCACAUCAGAAACUCCAUACAGGGGAUAGACCAUAUGACUGCUCAAAGUGUGGGAAGAGUUUUGUUAGCAGUGCACACCUUCGGUCACAUCAGAGAAUCCACACCGAGGAAAAAACGUACAAAUGUUUGGAGUGCGGAAAGAGCUUCAGGCAGCGGAUACACCUUAGCUCACAUCAGAUAAUCCACACAGGGGAGAAGCCACACAAAUGCUCCGAGUGUGGAAAGUGCUUCACUCACUGCAAAAGCCUCACACGGCAUCUCCUCACCAUCCACACAGGCGAGAAACCCUACAAAUGCUCCGAGUGUGGAAAGAGCUUCAACCACAGCAUGAACCUUAAGUUACAUCAGAGAAUCCAUACAGGGGAGAAGCCGUAUGAGUGUUUGGAGUGCGGGAAGAGCUUCAGCUGGAGGACCUCUUUUACUUCGCAUCAGAAGAUCCACAUGGGGAUGAAGCCAUAUAAGUGCUCCGAAUGUGGAAGGAGCUUCCGUAACCACAUAAGCUGCAUACGUCAUCAAAGUGUGCACACUGGAGAGAAGCCGUACACGUGCUCGGAGUGUGGGAAGAGUUUCAGUCACAACUCUAGCCUUACCGAACAUCAGAAAAUCCACACAGGGGUGAGGCCAUAUAUAUGUUCAGAGUGUGGGAAGACUUUCAUCCGGAGACUACACCUUACAAGCCAUCAAAGAACCCACACGGGAGAGAAACCGUAUAAAUGUUCGGAAUGUGGAAAGCGAUUCAGCCAGAGCUCGAGCCUGAAUGUACACCGAAGAAUCCACACGGGGGAGAAACCAUAUACGUGCUCGGUGUGCGGAAAAAGCUGCAGCCAGAGGUCAAACCUUAACGUACACGAAAGAAUUCAUAAAGGGGUGAAAGACUAUCAGUGCUCAGAAUGUGGGAAGAGCUUCAGUCGGAAGGGCAGUCUUACUUUGCAUCAAAGAAUUCAUUCUGGAGAGAAACCCUAUCAGUGCUUGGAAUGUGGAAAGAGGUUUCGUCAGAGUGGAGAUCUCACUUCCCACAAAAGAAUACAUACAGGAGAGAAACCUUACCAGUGCUUGGAAUGUGGAAAGAGCUUCAGUCACAGCACCCAUCUCACUUCCCACCAAAGAAUUCAUACAGGAGAGAAACCCUAUCAGUGCUUUGAAUGUGGAAAGAGCUUCAGUCGGAAGGACAGUCUCACUUCCCACCAAAGGAUUCAUACAGGGGAGAAACCCUAUCAUGCUUCAGAAUGUGGGAAGAGCUUCAGUCGGAAGGACAGUCUCACUUCGCAUCAAAGAAUUCAUACAGGGGAGAAACCCUAUCAGUGCUUGGAAUGUGGGAAAAGCUUCAGUCAGAGCACCCAUCUCACUUCCCAUCAAAGAAUUCAUACUGAAGAGAAACCCUAUCAGUGCUUUGAAUGUGGAAAGAGCUUCAGUAAGAGCGCCCAUCUCACUUCCCAUCACAGAAUUCAUACAGGGGAGAAACCCUAUCAGUGCUCGGAAUGUGAGAAGAACUUCACUCAAAAGGGCAGUCUUACUUUGCAUCAAAGAAUUCAUUCUGGAGAGAAACCCUAUCAGUGCUUGGAAUGUGGAAAGAGGUUUCGUCAGAGUGGGGAUCUCACUUCCCACAAAAGAAUACAUACAGGAGAGAAACCUUACCAGUGCUUGGAAUGUGGAAAGAGCUUCAGUCACAGCACCCAUCUCACUUCCCACCAAAGAAUUCAUACAGGAGAGAAACCCUAUCAGUGCUUUGAAUGUGGAAAGAGCUUCAGUCGGAAGGACAGUCUCACUUCCCACCAAAGGAUUCAUACAGGGGAGAAACCCUAUCAGUGCUUUGAAUGUGGAGAGAGCUUCAGUCACAGUUACAGUCUCACUUCGCAUCAAAGAAUUCAUACAGGGGAGAAACCCUAUCAGUGCUUGGAAUGUGGGAAGAGCUUCAGUCAGAGCACCCAUCUCACUUCCCAUCAAAGAAUUCAUACUGAAGAGAAACCCUAUCAGUGCUUUGAAUGUGGAAAGAGCUUCAGUCAGAGAACCCAUCUCACUUCCCAUCAAAGAAUUCAUACAGAGGAGAAACCCUAUCAGUGCUCAGAAUGUGGGAAGAGCUUCAGUCGGAAGGACAGUCUCACUUUGCAUCAAAGAAUUCAUACAGGGGAGAAACCCUAUCAGUGCUUGGAAUGUGGGAAGAGCUUCAGUCAGAGCACCCAUCUCACUUCCCAUCAAAGAAUUCAUACUGAAGAGAAACCCUAUCAGUGCUUUGAAUGUGGAAAGAGCUUCAGUCAGAGAACCCAUCUCACUUCCCAUCAAAGAAUUCAUACAGAGGAGAAACCCUAUCAGUGCUCAGAAUGUGGGAAGAGCUUCAGUCGGAAGGACAGUCUCACUUCGCAUCAAAGAAUUCAUACAGGGGAGAAACCCUAUCAGUGCUUGGAAUGUGGGAAGAGCUUCAGUCAGAGCACCCAUCUCACUUCCCAUCAAAGAAUUCAUACUGAAGAGAAACCCUAUCAGUGCUUUGAAUGUGGAAAGAGCUUCAGUAAGAGCGCCCAUCUCACUUCCCAUCACAGAAUUCAUACAGGGGAGAAACCCUAUCAGUGCUCGGAAUGUGAGAAGAACUUCAGUCGGAAGGACAAACUCACUUCUCAUCAAAGAAUCCAUACAAGGGAGAAAUCCUAUCACUGCUUGGAGUGUGGGAAGAGCUUCAGAAAGAGGGGCAGUCUUACUUUGCAUCAAAGAAUUCAUACAGGGGAGAAACCCUAUCAGUGCUUGGAAUGUGGAAAGAGGUUUCGUCAGAGUGGGGCUCUCACUUCCCACCAAAGAAUACAUACAGGAGAGAAACCUUACCAGUGCUUGGAAUGUGGAAAGAGCUUCAGUCACAGCACCUAUCUCACUUCCCACCAAAGAAUUCAUACAGGAGAGAAACCCUAUCAGUGCUUGGAAUGUGGAAAGAGCUUCAGUCACCGCACCCAUCUCACUUCCCACCAAAGAAUUCAUACAGGAGAGAAACCCUAUCAGUGCUUUGAAUGUGGAAAGAGCUUCAGUCGGAAGGACAGUCUCACUUCCCACCAAAGAAUUCAUACAGGGGAGAAACCCUUUCAGUGCUUUGAAUGUGGAAAGAACUUCACUCAGAGCAGCAGUCUCGCUUCCCAUCAAAGAAUUCAUACAGGGGAGAAACCCUAUCAGUGCUUUGAAUGUGGAAAGAGCUUCAGUCACAGCACCCAUCUAACUUCCCAUCAAAGAAUUCAUACUGAAGAGAAACCCUUUCAGUGCUUUGAAUGUGGAGAGAGCUUCAGUCACAGUUACAGUCUCACUUCCCAUCAAAGAAUUCAUACAGAGGAGAAACCCUAUCAGUGCUUGGAAUGUAGGAAGCGCUUCAGUUGGAAGGACAAACUCACUUUGCAUCAAAGAAUUCAUACUGGAGAGAAACUCCAUCAGUGCUUGGAAUGUGGGAAGAGCUUCAGUCAGAGAACCCAUCUCACUUCCCAUCAAAGAAUUCAUACAGAGGAGAAACCCUAUCAGUGCUUGGAAUGUGGGAAGAGCUUCAGUCAGAGCACCCAUCUCACUUCCCAUCAAAGAAUUCAUACAGGGGAGAAACCCUAUCAGUGCUUGGAAUGUGGGAAGAGCUUCAGUCGGAAGGACAGUCUCACUUCGCAUCAAAGAAUUCAUAGAGGGGAGAAACCCUAUCAGUGCUUGGAAUGUGGGAAGAGCUUCAGUCAGAGCACCCAUCUCACUUCCCAUCAAAGAAUUCAUAGAGGGGAGAAACCCUAUCAGUGCUUGGAAUGUGGGAAGAGCUUCAGUCAGAGCACCCAUCUCACUUCCCAUCAAAGAAUUCAUAGAGGGGAGAAACCCUAUCAGUGCUUUGAAUGUGGAAAGAGCUUCAGUAAGAGCGCCCAUCUCACUUCCCAUCACACAAUUCAUACAGGGGAGAAACCCUAUCAGUGCUUGGAAUGUGAGAAGAACUUCAGUCGGAAGGACAAACUCACUUUGCAUCAAAGAAUUCAUACAGGGGAGAAACCCUAUCAGUGCUUUGACUGUGGAAAGAGCUUCAGUCACAGCACCCACCUCACUUCCCAUCAAAGAAUCCAUACAGGGGAGAAACCCUAUCACUGCUUGGAGUGUGGGAACAGCUUCAAAAAGAGGGCAGGUCUCAUCCGCCAUCAAAUAAUUCAUACAGUGGCACCUCAGGUUAAAAACUUAAUUCGUUCUGGAGGUCCAUUCUUAACCUGAAA
Molecule: messenger RNA, 5857 nt
Organism: Podarcis muralis (Common wall lizard)
Lineage: Eukaryota; Metazoa; Chordata; Lepidosauria; Squamata; Lacertidae
Source: RefSeq, a predicted model, not a curated record